Strigops habroptila (Kakapo) is the source of this 915-nucleotide messenger RNA. It is a transcript of the gene TAGLN, whose product is annotated as transgelin. Gene Ontology annotation, molecular function: protein binding. The record is from RefSeq and is a predicted model, not a curated record. Lineage: Eukaryota; Metazoa; Chordata; Aves; Psittaciformes; Psittacidae.
UCCGCGCCGCGCAGCACCCGCGCUCCGACCGCACCGCCCGUCUCCUACCUGCCGCAGAGAUGGCAAACAAGGGCCCGUCGUACGGCAUGAGCAGGGACGUGCAGUCCAAGAUCGAGAAGAAGUACGAUGACGAGCUGGAGGAGCGGCUGGUGGAGUGGAUCGUGGCGCAGUGUGGGGCUGCCGUGGGUCGCCCUGAGCGGGGCCGCCUGGGCUUCCAGGUCUGGCUGAAGAAUGGCAUCGUCCUGAGCAGGCUGGUGAACAGCCUCUACCCCGAUGGCUCCAAGCCCGUGAAGAUCCCCGACCCCCCCACCAUGGUCUUCAAGCAGAUGGAGCAGAUCGCCCAGUUCCUCAAGGCAGCCGAGGACUAUGGUGUGGUCAAGACUGAUGUGUUCCAGACCGUCGACCUCUUUGAAGCCAAGGACAUGGCGGCGGUGCAGAGGACGCUGAUGGCCCUGGGGAGCCUGGCGAUCACCAAGAACGAUGGGCACUACCAGGGGGACCCCAAUUGGUUCAUGAAGAAAGCGCAGGAGCACAAGCGGGAGUUCACCGAGAGCCAGCUGAAGGAGGGCAAGAACGUCAUCGGCCUACAGAUGGGGAGCAACAAGGGGGCAUCACAGGCGGGGAUGAGCUACGGGCGGCCCCGGCAGAUCAUCAGCUAGGCACCCCCCCCCCGGCCGGGACCGCGUCCGCUCCCCCCGGCCCAGCGCCGGGGCCGCCACCGCCCCUCACACUGGUAUUUAUUGGCAAGAACGCGCCCGCCAUCGCCAGCGCCGCUCCGCAGCCAUGGGCUGAGCCCGGAGCCACCCGCAGCCCCGCCGCAGCCACCGCCGCAGAGACCCUCGCAUCGGGGAGGGAGGAGAAUUGGCCUCGGUUUUCUACUUGGUUUUUUGUCAAAAUUAAAAGGUUCUUCAUGUA